AUGGGUAUAUCUUGCCUCACAAGAAACACAUAUUCCAUCCUCUCUCUUCAUCUUCUUCUGAUUCUUAUCAUCACCCCUCCAUCUUCUUCCUUUACUCCCACAGACAUCGUCACGAAAGAAACCCUCAACAAACUCUGCUCACAAUCAAUCCUUUACAAUCGUCGCUUUUGCAUCAAAUGGCUAAGCGCUGAUAACAGAACGACCUCAAUAAACUUUCAUGGCCUCAUGGAGCUCGCAGCCGAAAAAGCUCAAGCGUUUGGUCAGGAAAACCUAGAACUGAUGAACGACUUUGCAAGAAUCUCAGGUAAGGACAAGCAGUUCAAGAACGCUUGCGUUGAAUGUGUAAAAGGUUAUGACGUAGCGAUCAAAGAGCUUGAAUUAGCUAAAGAGUUUUUGAGGAAAAGGUCAUUCCAACAAGCAUUUUACGCUGCUUCCAAAGCAGUGGAUUAUGCUUAUGUAUGCAAAGAUCAGUUCGAAGGACCUUCUAAUGAGCCGCCUUUUGUUUUGGAUCGCAGUGUGAAGUUUAUCACAAUGUGUCACAUUGUUAGAUUUUUCACUAGUCUUUUCAAUUAAAUUCAUAUAUCUUUCACCUGCAAAAGAGAGGAUAAUAAUAAAAAUACCCGAAGAAAAACUCAAUAAGAAAUUUUGUUCCAAGCAUAGA
Molecule: messenger RNA, 661 nt
Organism: Raphanus sativus (radish)
Lineage: Eukaryota; Viridiplantae; Streptophyta; Magnoliopsida; Brassicales; Brassicaceae
Product: pectinesterase inhibitor
Exons: 1
Coding region: 1-573 (190 amino acids)
Biological process (GO): negative regulation of catalytic activity
Molecular function (GO): pectinesterase inhibitor activity
Source: RefSeq, a predicted model, not a curated record